UGAACCCGGAUAAAUUCGCGUUAAUAGCUCAUUUCUAGGAAACUACAACCCACUAUGUUGUAUAGGUUUAGUUCAGUUUUAGUGGAACUGAAAAGGGAUCGUUUUACUUUUACAAAUAUCAGGGACAAUUUAAAAUGAAGACAGUUUGUAUGUUGACUACAGUUUGGUCAAGACGCAUCGAUGAGAGCAGGUUAACAAUUUUCUAUAUACAGCAUCCAUAGUUACUGUUCUUGGAUUCUAAGUGAUCGUAUCAGAUGUGUGGCGGUACCAUAUUCGACGUGCCUCUGUUAAGUUCCAGUGCUUUCAACAAGCAAGUGAGAGGCAUGAGCCCGACUGCAAAGGGUAAAAAAGAUAUGAAAUCAUACAGAAAUAAACCAGUAAAUUAUGUGUCUAGUGAACGCAUUGAUAGUCGAGAUGAAUUCUAUAUUUUAUCUAGAAAUGAUAGUUUAGUAAACCAUUGUACCUGGUACUACCCCGAAUGUUCCAGUAGUGAAGCUAGAAAGCUGUUGAAAUCCGCCGAUGUUGGAACUUUUCUACUUCGAAAUAGUUCUGAUCCCAAGUGUUUAUUUAGUCUCAGUGUAAAAACACAGCGUGGACCAACAAGUGUGCGAAUUAAAUAUUCCGGGGGAUUAUUUCAGUUGGACUGUGAAGACGGAUUGAGUGGUAAAUUGCCCAAAUUCGAAAACGUUGUAGCUCUAGUCAACUUUCAUAGUACUUUAUCAAAAAAUGACAAAGAAAACAAGUGUUUGUGGCUAGAACCGUCCGGCAAAAAGAGUCUGCCUGUUCUGUUUCAUAAACCUAAGUUACGUAAACCGGACUCUUUAAAACAUUUAGCGAGGAUUGCCGUUAACGCAUGUCAAAGUGAUAUCCAUAUACCCGAAAUAUCUACGGAUUUAUUACCGAUUCCACAGUGUCUAAAACUUUAUUUACGAGAAUAUAUAUACCGACUUUGAACUGACUAUAUUUAUUCUUUAAUAAUCAAAACUUUAUAUGGAAAAGAUCUUUAAUUCAGUGUAUUUUAAAAGCUAAACAAUUUCUGUGGUAACGAUCUUAAAAAUGUAUUUUAAAGCCCAACAACUUUUGUUUCAUUUAUUGGUUUUGUUUUUUUUUUGUCAUCACUAAGCUUUAAAUUUUUCGGAUUAUCACCCGAGUCAAUUGGUCAUAUUCUAUUAUACCAUGUUGUGUGGAUGUAUGGAUGGGUAUGUUGUGUUUUAAAGUUUUAUACAUGUAUAAGGUUUAUUUAUAUUAAUUUAUUGAAUAAAUGAUGUCAUAA
Patella vulgata (common limpet) is the source of this 1273-nucleotide messenger RNA. Its product is annotated as suppressor of cytokine signaling 2. Gene Ontology annotation, biological process: intracellular signal transduction; phosphatidylinositol phosphate biosynthetic process. The record is from RefSeq and is a predicted model, not a curated record. The coding region runs from base 255 to 953 and encodes 232 amino acids. The transcript has a single exon. Gene Ontology annotation, cellular component: phosphatidylinositol 3-kinase complex. Gene Ontology annotation, molecular function: 1-phosphatidylinositol-3-kinase regulator activity. Lineage: Eukaryota; Metazoa; Mollusca; Gastropoda; Patellidae.